UGUCUCGCCUUGUCUCUCCGCUCUCAGUACUCCUCACUAGUUACUGGCUACCUGUGCUGGUUUUAGAAAGCAAACCAAAGCAAAGCGAAAAGCUGAAACCUUGAAAGCCGAAGUACUUAGCUAUAAAGAAAAAGAGAAAAAGAAAGAAAGAAGAAGGUAACCAAACAGUCCUUAACUCUCUCAAUUAAAACGAUUUUGCAUGUAAAUUGAUGCUAUUUUGUAUCCCCAACUCUCUAUCUCAACUCACUUCGACUCCUCCGAGUCCAACUCCAAAUGGCCAAUAAUCCAACCGAACCCCCAACCGACGAUUUCCUCCAGGAAAUCCUCGGGAUGCCUAACUUUGCUUCGGCUGAAGCCGGCUUGGUUGGAGCCGAUGCUGGCCUGGCUGGCGCCGCUGCUGCUCAAGCUUCUAUGAUGCUUCAGCUUAGCUCCGGUGAUGGUUCCGGCCACAUCUCCGACCUUGGCGGUGCUCCUGGAGGAGGAAGCGCCGGGUUUCACGGCUUUCCCUUGGGGCUUAGCUUGGAGCAAGGGAAGGGAGGGUUUCUGAAGCCCGAGGAGGCGUCUGGGAGUGGAAAAAGGUUCCGUGAUGAGAUUGUUGAUGGUAGAGCGAAAAAUGUUUUUCAUGGUCAACCAAUGCCCACAACGGUUGCUAUAGCACCGCAUCCACCAGCAAUGCGCCCAAGGGUACGGGCUAGACGAGGUCAAGCCACAGAUCCACACAGUAUUGCUGAACGGUUGCGCAGAGAAAGAAUAGCCGAAAGAAUCAGGGCAUUGCAGGAGCUGGUUCCUAGUGUCAACAAGACGGAUCGAGCCACCAUGCUUGAUGAAAUUGUGGAUUAUGUGAAGUUUUUAAGGCUUCAAGUAAAGGUAUUAAGCAUGAGUAGACUGGGCGGAGCUGGUGCUGUCGCACCACUUGUAACGAACAUCCCACUAUCAUCAGUUGAGGAUGAAACUGGCGAAGGAGGAAGAAACCAACCAGCUUGGGAGAAGUGGUCGAAUGAUGGCACUGAACGGCAGGUAGCUAAGCUAAUGGAGGAAAAUGUUGGCGCUGCCAUGCAAUUUCUUCAAUCGAAGGCUCUUUGCAUCAUGCCCAUCACACUAGCCACGGCCAUUUACCAUACACAACCACCAGAUACCACUACUAUUGUCAAGCCAGAAACAAAUCCCCCAUCAUAGAACCGUUGAAAGGGGGGGAGCAUCCCAUGGUCCUGUCUAAAAGAGUAAAGUCACCAAAUGCUUAGGGUCCCACGUCUUAUUUGUCACGUUUCAACCCCCACAAUCAAAUGUUCCCCUAGUUUCAAAUUGCAAUCAAAGUCAGAUGCCAUAGUUCUUGCUUUUGCCUUUUCUUUCCAGCCUUUUUUUUUUCAAACGGGGUUCGAUGUCAAUGCCUAAAAAAAUGCAGGCAGGCCCUUGGUGUCCUGCCAAGUCCAAGUGAGAGGAGAAUUUUCAAAGCUUACUCGAUAUGCUCUUCUUUUGGAAUCAGUGGUGGGGAAGUGGAAAAUGAUGGAAGCGCUUUUGUAAUGGGGCUCUAAUUUUUCGUAGUGGGUUGUGGGACCUUGUAAAAGAGGCAAGACUGACGGGUUAUAUAAAUAUAUCAUUAUUGUAAUAGUGUAUUCAGCGUAAAUGGAAUGCAAAGGUAGAAUUGGAUAA
Molecule: messenger RNA, 1650 nt
Organism: Populus nigra (black poplar)
Lineage: Eukaryota; Viridiplantae; Streptophyta; Magnoliopsida; Malpighiales; Salicaceae
Product: transcription factor UNE12-like
Exons: 6
Coding region: 274-1176 (300 amino acids)
Biological process (GO): regulation of transcription by RNA polymerase II
Cellular component (GO): nucleus
Molecular function (GO): DNA-binding transcription factor activity, RNA polymerase II-specific; protein dimerization activity; RNA polymerase II cis-regulatory region sequence-specific DNA binding
Source: RefSeq, a predicted model, not a curated record